Messenger RNA from Polyodon spathula (Mississippi paddlefish), 886 nucleotides. Its product is annotated as toll-like receptor 13. The coding region runs from base 1 to 861 and encodes 286 amino acids. Lineage: Eukaryota; Metazoa; Chordata; Actinopteri; Acipenseriformes; Polyodontidae. The transcript has 3 exons. The record is from RefSeq and is a predicted model, not a curated record. Gene Ontology annotation, molecular function: protein binding.
AUGUACCUCAAGGGCUUGAAUGCAUCUAACAACCAAAUUCGUCACAUAGACAGGCAUGCUUUCAAAGACCUGACUGAGCUGCAGGUGCUGAAUCUCUCCCAGAACCACUUGAGCACGCUCACAGAGGGCCUGUUCGAGGGUUUGGAAAACCUCACUGAGUUUCAGUUGGGCGGCGACCACAUACAAAAGAUUGAGACCUACACCUUUUGGAACAACUUCACAAGUUUCAAAACUGAAGAUUUUUCAAAUGUUUCCUUAAGACUGAAAGUGCUCGACCUGUCUUUGAACCCUUUCAGAAACUUUAACUUUACAACAAACAUCUUUCCCUGCAUUGUCUCUUUGAAACUCUUGGAUUCAGAAGAAGGACUGGACUGGGUGGUUACAAACAAGUCUUUUCUGCAUAGUGUUAAGAAUCUAUCCCAAAUAUUUCUCACAGUGCCAAAACUAUCGAUAAUCCACUUGAAUGAAGCCCAUCUGCUGUCCCUGGAGUUCUUGGUUCAUGCAAACCUCACCAGGCUCAAAUUCCUUUCAGCCACGGGCAAUCACUUCACUGUGGUCAAUGUGGACCACAUUAAGGCCCUUCCCCUCCUCAGGCUCCUCAACUUGAAAAACAAUCCCUUCAUCUGCAGCUGUGAAAAGGCUUGGUUCCAAAACUGGUCGCUGCAGUACUCUAUCACUCAAGUUCUCAACUUCUAUUACACUACCUGCAACUACCCAGCUAACUACACAGGAUUGAAACUUGUAGAUUUCAAUCUAGACUCUUGCAAACUGGACUACGAUUUAAUAUGCUUUAUUGUGUCCUCCACCGUUGUGACUCUUACCAUGAUGGUAACUCUUACCCAGACAAUCUCAGAGGAAUGAAGUUAGAGGACUUGAGGAUAGAGUC